AAACAACUUAGUUCUCAAAAAAUUUGUGUUACAUUCAAGUGCUGGGUAGAAAACCCUUAGAGAUAUUCCUGUUGCCAUUUACUUUACUCGGCUAAGGAAAUACUAGAAUAUUUACUAAGUAUACAGUCUAAAUUUUACAAAAUCCGGCUCUGGAACAAUAAACUCACUUUUUCCAAAAUAAAGUUACAUAUACAUAUACAAUUAUAACUUAACUUCGGGCAUAUUAUAUGUUUUAAGCGUGUGCUAAUCAAUAUUUUUUUCGGAUUCCCAGUUAAGCCGUCAUGAUUCCCAACAAUUUUUACAAACUGAAGAACUUUGCCAAUCCGAAAACAAUGUUCAGAUGCUACAUCGACAAGGAAGAAAAUCCAUCUUCUGAGGGUCUUCCAAAGGUAGAAGCUACUGCCGCCGCUGCUGCUGCAGUUCCUCAAUCCAAUGCUGCUUCGAAAAAUGACAGCAAGAUGAUUACAACACCGGCAGAACCUUCAAAAAAGGGAAAGAAGAUGAACAAAAAGGGUAAGAAGAAUCAGAAGCAGGAUAAGGAUCAGAAUCGGGAUCAGGAUCAGGAUCAGAACAAGAAUCAGAUUCAGGAUCAGAAGAAUGUGCCUCGCGCGCCCAGUGAGAUGAGCAAAAUCAGUGAAGGCCACACGGUUGCCAAGAAUGAAAAUUCAGAUGAUAAAAAUGAGGUCCAAGAGAAGGACGUAGUCAAGGACAAUGGCCAGGUUAAGAAAAGUGAGGUCCCGCAAGAGGAAAAUCUGCAAGAGAAAGUUACAGAAAAAAAGUUGAGCCCCGAGCAAAUGUUAUUAGAGAAAAAUAUCGAAAUGAAAUUGUCAGAGCAAAAGAUUUCGAACAGCAUGCUAGAGCCAAGUAGUAGCCAUUAUUCGUACCCAACAAUCAAAUCUAGUAGUCAAUCUCCAACCGUUCAGCCGACAAUUGAGAAGACGGAAAGUCAGAAUAGUGUUGAUGUUACUAUCACUACGACUCUCACAGAGCCAGGAUCACUGGACAAGAUGAAGCCUCUAGAGAGGGAUAUUAACGAGUAUGAUGAUGAUGAUUAUCUGCCUGAAGAGAUGGAGGCCAAAGGACCGCAUCAUCCGUUGAACAACUGCUGGACACUGUGGUAUCUGGAGAACGAUCGUACCAAAAGCUGGGAGGAUAUGCUGCACAAGGUCACCAGCUUCGACACCGUCGAGAAUUUCUGGAGCCUGGUGACGCACAUCAAGACGCCAUCGGAGCUGAAGCUGGGCAGCGACUAUUGUCUUUUCAAGAAGGGCAUUCGACCGAUGUGGGAGGAUGAGGCCAAUGUCCGUGGCGGUCGUUGGGUCAUCAGUGUGACCAAAAACGCCAAAAACGAUCUGGACAACUUCUGGAUGGACACGAUGCUCUGUCUUAUCGGCGAGGCCUGCGAUAAUUCGGACGAACUGUGCGGUGCCGUGGUCAAUAUUCGCAGCAAGACCAACAAGAUCUCCAUUUGGACGGCCGACGGGGAAAAGGAGCCGGCUGUCCUCGAGAUUGGAAGCAAAUUGCGCGAGAGUCUGCACAUGGACAAGGCGUAUGUGCUGCAGUAUCAGCUCCACAAGGACAUCAAGGUCAAGCAGGGGACCACCAUCAAGACAACAUAUAACCUAUAGCACCUUUAACCACAAACCUCAAGCAUCAGGUCACGUUUUAAUUAUUUUCAGUAUUUUUUUUAACCCAAGAACACUAAAUCACUAAACCUAUUGUAAUUAACCAAAUCAUUCGGAACCCAUUCGACCAUCCGCCGGCAUACGUUGGCCCGAGAUGUCAGUUGGAUGCCAAAAUUGCAGUCAAGUCUUUUUCCUCGUACACGUUGUACAUGUUAAUUGUAGCCUUGUUCUUGUAAAGCGUUGAAAUAUAUGCAAACAAAUUAGUUUUGAGUUAU
Messenger RNA from Drosophila gunungcola (fruit fly), 1900 nucleotides. RefSeq lists its product as uncharacterized. Lineage: Eukaryota; Metazoa; Arthropoda; Insecta; Diptera; Drosophilidae. Gene Ontology annotation, cellular component: eukaryotic translation initiation factor 4F complex; cytoplasm. The transcript has 2 exons. Gene Ontology annotation, biological process: translational initiation. The record is from RefSeq and is a predicted model, not a curated record. Bases 282 to 1628 code for a protein of 448 amino acids. Gene Ontology annotation, molecular function: translation initiation factor activity; RNA 7-methylguanosine cap binding.